Molecule: messenger RNA, 1545 nt
Organism: Sinocyclocheilus rhinocerous
Lineage: Eukaryota; Metazoa; Chordata; Actinopteri; Cypriniformes; Cyprinidae
Product: potassium channel subfamily K member 12-like
Exons: 8
Coding region: 1-1545 (514 amino acids)
Biological process (GO): stabilization of membrane potential; potassium ion transmembrane transport
Cellular component (GO): plasma membrane
Molecular function (GO): outward rectifier potassium channel activity; potassium ion leak channel activity
Source: RefSeq, a predicted model, not a curated record
AUGCUUUCAUUUAAAGCUUUAGUCACUGCAAGAAAAAGGGCAGAUUCUGUGCGUUCCCAGGCAUUGGAUGUGCCUGGAGUGUCACCGGCAGUGAGGAAGAGGGCCGCUGGCAUGCCGAGGGCUGAGCGCGUCAGCCCAACUGGCUUCAGCAGAGCUGAUGACCUUCCAAGAUCUGAUCAGCCUCCAGUUACCAGAGCAGCUCUCAGAUCAGUCUUCCUCACUGCUGCUGGUUUAGCUGGAGCCCCAGGACCGAGAGGAGAUCGGGGAAGGAAGCUAUCAUCAAAUAUAGACAAUGAUCCGGCUGAUAAAAGAGAGAGAUUAUAUGUCUUUGUGCAACCUUUGGUGAAGGUCGUAGAGGAUGAGGAAUCAACAAAGCAGAACGCAGUGUGGAUGACGGUCUUGUUCAAGCUCCCGUGGGCUGAUGGGAUUGCUGCUGAACAGAUUGUGCAGAAUGACACCGGAUCAAUAGUCUUCCCCAAUGCCAACCCCUCCACAGAUCUAACUCAGCCCCUCCACUGCUGUCAGCCUCCAGAGAGGCAGUGCCAUUUAAUUGCUCAGAAUGUGAUUCACGGGACUGCUGGAGUUCGGGUCGAUGCUCUUCGACCCAGAUGGGAUUUUACAGGAGCGUUUUAUUUUGUUGGGACAGUGGUGUCUACUAUUGGAUUCGGGAUGACCACCCCUGUGACAGUAGCUGGAAAGGUUUUCUUGAUCUUCUACGGUCUGCUAGGUUGUGCGGCCACCAUCCUGUUCUUCAACCUCUUUCUGGAGCGCAUCAUUACCCUGCUGGCCGUGGUGAUGAAGGCCGUGCGUCUGCGCCGUCUGCGGACCAGUGGCCCGGGGAUCUGCCAGGACUUCGCGGCGAGUACAUUGCCCGGUUGGAAACCCUCGGUGUACCACGUGAUGCUCAUUCUGGGUUUAUCGGCCAUCGUGAUCUCCUGCUGCGCGUCGGCCAUGUACACUCCAGUCGAAGGCUGGGCGUAUCUGGACUCGCUGUAUUUUUGCUUCGUCACCUUCAGCACCAUUGGUUUCGGAGAUUUGGUGAGCAGCCAAAACGCUGCGUACGGCUACCAAGGACUUUACCGUUUGGCCAACUUCCUCUUCAUCUUGACUGGAGUAUGUUGCAUCUACUCGCUCUUCAACGUCAUCUCCAUCGUCAUCAAGCAGGUCCUCAAUUGGAUGUUGGAGAAAAUGAGCUGCAUGUGCUGCCAGCGCUGCAGCAAAGCCAAUGCUUUCUUGGGACGCCGCAAUGCCAUCAGGCCCGGCUCGCGCCUCAGACGCGGACGCUUCGGCCGAACACCAGACUCGGACAGGCCUUGCGAUAGCGACACAGAGGGACGCAGACUCUCGGGCGAGAUGAUCUCCAUGCGGGACUUGACGGGAUCCAAUAAAAUCUCGUUGGCCAUUAUGCAGAAACAGCUGUCGGAGUCAGCGAACGGAUAUCCCAAAACGGUGUGCGGAAGUUCACGGCAAAACGGCUUUUCCGGUGGCGUCGGUGCUUUGGGCAUCAUGAACAACCGAUUAGCAGAAACCAGUGACUCUAGGUAG